GUCGAGAUGGGGACUAGUGAUUCCCUGCCUGGCAGAAAAAUUCUACUUCUCGAAAAUGGAGCAGGAAAAAGCUUUGCAAAGCGAAGCUCCUUCGUUCUUGAGGAUAGUAAAGAUAUUGAAGGUUGUACAGUAAAGGUGAAUAAACCUGAAGUUGAUGACGCUAAAAGGAACUACAUUAUUGGGUUCAGCAUAAUGUUCACUGGAGUUCUCAUUCUGACUUUGAAGCACACUUUAAUAAGGCUGAUGUCAUUUCACAGCCCAUACCUCUCAGUAUAUGACAUAAUCGUGUUCAGGGGAGGAGUCAUGGCUAUUUUUAAUUUCUUCUUCUCGCUUGGAGUUAAAUCUUAUAAGCAGAUUCCAAGUUUACCUAAAGGAGCCUUCUUCUUUAUAUUCUUGAGGUCAGUUCUAGGAGUGAUAAAUUACUCCUCAGAGAGUUAUACUGUGGCUAGGCUUCCUCUUUCAAAAUCAAUACUGAUGUUCAGCUGCAGUGCUAUUACUUGUGCAAUCUUGGCAUGGAUAUUCUUAAGAGAACGGCUCAGUUUACCCUACAUCCUUUGCCUAGUUGGUGGAACUGUGGGAGUGUACAUUUUGUCUCUUGGCAAAGAAGACACUCACAAGACUGGAGGUAUUUCUGCCUAUUUUGCAGCAGUACUAGCGAUCUGGGCAAGUGGAGCUUCGAUUGUAGCUUCACGCCAGCUUAAUCUGUACAAGGUUCAUUUUUAGCGUAUUCGGAGCUGCUUUUGGAACGCACUUCGUAGUUGCCACUGUGGUAUGCUUCCUGCUAUUUGACGAUGUGUUACACUUCCAGAUGUACACAAAUUAUGAUAUUUUCAUGCUAAUGCUUCACGCAGUUACGGGAACUGCCUUCAUGAUUAUGUAUUAUGUAGCCACUCAGUACAUGCAAGCCACUUACGUAGGCCCCUUGAAGAACCUUGAGAUAAUCUUCACGAUCUUCAUCGACAUCUUCCUAUUCAACUACUCAUUCACUGGGGAAGACAUCAUCGGAAUGUCAAUCCUUGCCACCUGUAUUGCAAUAUUGCUAAUAUUAAAAUUUAUUUAG
This is a messenger RNA of Moneuplotes crassus, 1060 nucleotides long. The record is from the annotation of a GenBank genome assembly. NCBI's taxonomy places the organism in Eukaryota, Ciliophora, Spirotrichea, Euplotida, Euplotidae.